Molecule: messenger RNA, 1777 nt
Organism: Medicago truncatula (barrel medic)
Lineage: Eukaryota; Viridiplantae; Streptophyta; Magnoliopsida; Fabales; Fabaceae
Exons: 1
Coding region: 162-1442 (426 amino acids)
Molecular function (GO): methyltransferase activity
Source: RefSeq, a predicted model, not a curated record
AAAAUAGUUAAAGUAACAUGAAAAAUGAAAUUAAGGUAACAUGAAAAAUGUUACAAACACAAACCGACACAAAGGUUCCAUAGAGAUUUGGUUUCUUUGAAACCAAGCUUUUCUUACUUCACUCAUCCAAAUCUAGUGCUUCACUUGCAAAUCUCACAAAGAUGGGUUCAGUUUCACUGAAAAUUGGAGAUGGAACAGCAAGAUUCAAAAGAGCAACACUUUGUUCUUCAGCUGUUAACAUUCUCAUGAUUUUCUGUGUCAUCACAACCAAUCUCUUUGCUCUCUAUGCUUUCACUUCAUCUUCCUCAAAAAACCACACCACCACCAACACCAACAACAGUAACCUUAAUCUUCACAAAAACAUCUCUCUUGUCUCAGAACAAGUCUCACUCAUACUCAGAGAGAUAGAUUUGUCUCAAAAGAAACUAGCCCAGAUGGAAAAACAGCUUCUUGGUUAUGAAAGCAUUGAUCUUUCAAGACCCAACAUUGCAAAUGAGCUGAAAAUCUUCCUCCAAAGACAUCAACUUCCUUUAGGCAAGGAUUCAAGAACUGGGAUCACUGAAAUGGUGUCAUCAGUUGGUCAUUCUUGUGAGAAAAGUGCAGACUUGUUGUCACAGUUCAUGAGUUACAAGGCUUCUGGAGCUUGUCCUGAUGAUUGGAGUGUAGCUCAGAAACUGAUCUUAAAAGGGUGUGAGCCUUUACCUAGAAGAAGGUGUUUUUCAAAAACUGUUUCAAAAUCAGGUUUUUUUCCUUUUCCUGUUUCUCUUUGGAAGCCUCUUGGUAAUAACACUUUUAAUUGGAGUGGUUUGAAUUGUAAGAGUUUUGAAUGUUUGAAAGGAAAGAAAUUGAGUAGAGAUUGUGUUAAUUGUUUUGAUUUGGUUAGUGGUGGAAAUGAGAAUCAGAGAUUUGUGAAGUCAAAAAGUAAAAAUGAUUUUUUGGUUGAUGAUGUUUUAGCAUUAGGAAAUGGUGGAAUUAGAAUGGGGUUUGAUAUUGGUGGUGGUUCUGGUUCUUUUGCUGCUAGAAUGUUUGAUAGAAAUGUUACUGUGAUUACCAAUACUCUUAAUGUUGAUGCACCAUUUAGUGAAUUCAUUGCUGCAAGAGGACUUUUUCCACUUUACUUGAGCUUAGAUCAUAGGUUUCCAUUUUAUGACAAUGUGUUUGAUUUGAUUCAUGCUUCAAGUGCAUUGGAUGUUGGAGGGAAGGCUGAAAAAUUGGAGUUUUUAAUGUUUGAUAUCGAUCGAGUUUUGCGGGCCGGUGGUUUGUUUUGGCUUGAUAAUUUCUUUUGUUUUAGUGAAGAGAAGAAACAAACUCUAACAAGGUUGAUUGAAAGAUUUGGAUAUAAGAAAUUGAAAUGGGUUGUGGGAGAGAAAGUUGAUAGUUUUGGAUCAGGAAAAUCUGAAGUUGUGUUGUCUGCUGUUCUUCAGAAACCAGUUAGGGGUUAAAGGUUAGGAGCUUAUACAACAAAUGUAGCCACAAGUGAGAAUAAUCUGAUUCUGCUAUAUCUCUUUCGCGCGAAAUUUGUGCGAAUGAAAUUGUUUUCAACAUCAUCAUCAAAUCUCAUAAGGUGUGGAUUAUAAGUACAAGAAUUGUUUCCUUACCAAUUGUAGACCAACAUUUUGAGGUGACAUAUAUCAUGUAUUUUAGUUAUGUUCUAUAUCCUGUUCUGUAUUUCAGUUCUAGAUGGGUUUUGUAAUUUAUAAGUUGUUGGAAAAUGGAACACAAUAAAUACUGAAUUACAUUUUUGAAUUUUCAUUCUUGACUGUGAUGGAUUCAAUCA